Oncorhynchus gorbuscha (pink salmon) is the source of this 498-nucleotide messenger RNA. RefSeq lists its product as uncharacterized. Bases 1 to 498 code for a protein of 165 amino acids. Lineage: Eukaryota; Metazoa; Chordata; Actinopteri; Salmoniformes; Salmonidae. The record is from RefSeq and is a predicted model, not a curated record. The transcript has a single exon.
AUGGGAGAGAUAGAUUUCAUGGCCUCUCCUCAGAUCCACUAUAUCAGUGGUUCUGAGACCUCUCCACAGAUACACUAUAUCAGUGGUUCUCAGACCUCUCCACCGAUCCACUAUAACAUUGGUUCUCAGACCUCUCCACAGAUCCACUAUAUCAGUGGUUCUGAGACCUCUCCACAGAUCCACUAUAUCAGUGGUUCUCAGACCUCUCCACCGAUCCACUAUAACAUUGGUUCUCAGACCUCUCCACAGAUCCACUAUAUCAGUGGUUCUCAGACCUCUCCACAGAUCCACUAUAACAUUGGUUCUCAGACCUCUCCACAGAUCCACUAUAACAUUGGUUCUCAGACCUCUCCACAGAUCCACUAUAUCAGUGGUUCUCAGACCUCUCCACAGAUCCACUAUAACAGUGGUUCUCAGACCUCUCCUCAGAGCCACUCAGCGGUUCUAUGUAUUUGCUCUAAUCCAGAGCUAGUACACCCGAUUCAACUUGUCAACUAA